GUUCUCUACACAUCAGGACACAAACAACCAUGCAACACUCACACAGACACUGUGUAUCUCAGCAGGACAAGGCAGAAGAAGAAAGGAAAUGUAGUGUAUUUGGAACUGUGGAAGCUCCCAGACCAGUCCUGUGUAUCAGGGAGACCAGCUUGUGAUUUGCUGUCCAUCAUCCGUCGACCAUGGGUGCAAAAUUCAGCAAACCCACAUCUAACCCGCUGAGAAACUUCAACUUUUUUUCCUGUUUCAAAUGUGGCCGAUCCAGGCAACCAUCAUUUUAUCAUAAUAUAUCCCCCCAACCGAGCAUCUUUGCUACACUAACGAGGCGCAAUGUCCCCAGGCCCAACGAGUUCAUACAUCUUUUCAGCAACUGCAUCUCUGCUGCUACGGCCAGAACGCAAGAGUACCUCAUCUUCAAGGAUCCAGAGGACAAGUUACGCCCGAGUCCCGAGGUGCUCACUCAGGUCUUCCUGAUGACCUACAUCACUCGGAGUGUUGAGGUCAACCUGCAGGACAGCCUUAACUGCACAGUCAUGACUCCUGAGCAGCGCGUCCUCCUGGGUGCUGACUGGGUUUGGGCAGUGCUGGAGAGGCCGACCAAGAACCCCAAGUUCCAGAUUGUCGUGCAGGUCCUGCACCUGUCUGAGAGGGAGGAGGCUGAGCAGAAGGUCUCCGUGGACACCUGCAGUGAAUCCAUCCAGAUGGCCCAGAUGGAGUCCAGCAACAAUAACACGUACGAGAGAAUGGUGAACUUCUGCACCUCCAUUGGCAAGGACUGCUACGCUCUCUUCUUGUUUUUUGGGAAAAAAAAUGACAAGGUGAAUAUCUACGGCGUCCUCAGCAAUAAUUUUGAGGCAGCCAAGGGAAAAUGCAGGAUUGACAGAGCUCUGAUUGAGAACUUCUUUAAAGGUUCGAGGUAUCUCCAUACGCCUUUAGGAAUGAUGCAGGCAAUUAUGACUAAAAAUAAAGGCAACCCCAUCACUGUCAUGAUUAAAUUCAGCUGAAUCACAGUAAGAUGAGCACGCUGAGCUAUGCAGUUAUGUUGUAUUGAAGAGGUCAAAGGUCACAAACACUCACACACAAACAAAAAUCUGGUCACUACAGAUAGCAACACCACAAAAACAGGUCUGCAUUCUAUAAAUAUAUCAGACUAUUAUAUAUGAUAUAUAAAAGAGAAUUAUAUCAUAAAUAUAAGAAAUUGAAACAUAAUCUAAAAUAUGCAUUUGUUACAAUGUAAGCGGUAUUUGAGCUGAACAGAAAUACUCAGACCAGCCCUUCUGACACGAACAACUACGCUGCUCUUCCCCAUUCUGAUGCUCGGUUUUAACUUCAGCAGGUCGUCUUCACCAUGUCUACAUGCCUUACAGCAAUCAGCUGCUGCCAUGUGAUUGGCUGAUUAGAUAUUUGUCUUAACAAGCAGUUAAACAGGUGUACCCAACAAAGUGGCCAAUGGGUAACUGUAUGUUUGCCGUUUGGAACAACCUGCCUGAGGAACUCCACUUUGCUCUUCCUGAAAAUCCCUGUUUCACUUCUUUAUAUUAUGGUGCUUUCUGCAUGUGGUUCUACUCAUCUUACCUCUUUUUUCUUAAUUCUAUUAUUAUCUCUUAUUUUAUUCACUAUUGUUUGGAGUUCUAUCUUUUCAUCUCAUUUUAACUUUCACCU
Messenger RNA from Oreochromis aureus, 1659 nucleotides. It is a transcript of the gene rep15, whose product is annotated as RAB15 effector protein. The transcript is spliced from 3 exons. The coding region runs from base 180 to 1001 and encodes 273 amino acids. The record is from RefSeq and is a predicted model, not a curated record. Gene Ontology annotation, biological process: receptor recycling. NCBI's taxonomy places the organism in Eukaryota, Metazoa, Chordata, Actinopteri, Cichliformes, Cichlidae.